ACGAGGCCCGAAUUCACUUUCUGCCUUGCUUAUCGCCUUGCACCCGUCUUGCUUGUCGUCGACUCGUCGCUGUCCUCUUCUACUUUGUUUUCGCCAUAGCGGAAAGCUGGCUUGUAAGCGACCGCCAUGGCAAUGCAAGAGGGAAAAGAAGGGGAGCCAGAGAAGCAACAUGAGCAGGAGGAGGAGGGGAGGAGGAGGAGUUACAAGAUGAUUAUUGGUUACCAGGGAAAGGCACAGGUCGAGGGUGCCAAUGGCGAUGGUUUCCUGGAUGGAGAGAUGGAGGACUACAGAACAACGGGGAUUCUAGCCACGGACUGCAAAUUUGCAAUUUUCCAGGGCCCGGAAGGACCCCUGUCCCUCUCAUAGGAAACCUCAAUGGUGUCUCUGGUCCUCGAAACCACUGCAUUGCCCGGGGGUGACACACAUGGGCUAUGGUGAAAACGGUGCCCAUGAAGAAAUGUCGAUUAGAGCUAAGAAACCAGCCCGGGCAUCCGAAGGCUCGAGCACCUGCAGUUCUAUUUGCAGGGACGUCACCGUACGCAUUGUGGUCGUCAUCGUCCUGAUUAUCUCUCCUUGUCAGUGUGUCUAUGUCUUCGUCUAGCUGUCUGAGAAGACGAACUCCAUCGUUAGACUUCGGCCAGGCCAAUCUAACUUCACCAAAUUCAUUAGGGUUGGUGUCAUAUGGUAUCCACGCUUAUUCCGCCUCGGGUUGACUGAAGUCUGAAGAUUGCAGUGACCUCAUGUUCACUACAGGGGAAGUUCCACAAUGUAGUAUUUGCCUUUCAGGCCCCUUCUCUUCUGUUGAUGGCUUCAAAGCCUUCAGUGAUUAGUUUGGGGCCUUUGGGCCCUUAUAGGUUGUCGGGGCAUAAGUCACAGUGUAGUAUUUGCCUUUCUCUUUUUCUGCUGGCUUCAAUGUUGGUUAAGGCCCUUAAGGGUUGUCUUGAGUGGGUACCGUUUUGCGUAUGGAGGUGGUAUCUUCUUGUUUCAGUCAGCCUUGUAGGACAUCUCUUUGCCCCUUCGGGUCUUUCCUUAUGCUCCUACUUAGCUUAUCAUAGGCUUACAGUGCUAUGCUUCCUGUUUGACAGCCUCAGGUAGGUGCACAGGCCCUUUGUUUGUGCUACUACUUAGCUUAUCAUAGGCUUAGUACAUUGCGGUCUGAGGUUACGAGCUUAUCAUAGGCUAACAUUGUGGUCUGAGGUUGCGAGCUCUAAACUCCGCAGCCUUGCACACGUAUGCCAGCAGUGUUCUCAUACGCAGCCAUUUGGAGACCCGGGUCACACCCCCUUUGGGUUGACACAUGGGGCGAGGUCCCACUAGCAAAGAGGAUUCGCUUGAAAUGCCUGAAGCUGGACAUGUAUGAGGACAGAUGCAGAAAACCGUGACUGAUCUGCUUUUCUGCAUCUCCACCAAGGACCUAUCCAAAUUCAGGCUCUUAAACCACCAGUACUUGGCCCAGCUAUGGGCCUGAAAAGAAUAGAGUAGAAACGUUUCUAGUUGGAUGAAUUUGGGCGCUCCUUUAGUGGCCCGUUCGUUUCCUAAAAUCUCAUAGCGUUAACGGGCACGACUUUAGGAAGUACUGGUGGUUUAAUUUUAUCCUCUUUGCUAGCGGGACCCUGCCCAUGGUAAGGACUACAGACACUGCCUGUGCACCAGCCAAGGGGUUAGUCCCCAACUCCCCGGUUGUUGUAUGCUGGGAUGUGGGUUACGCGAGGGUUGCCUGAUGUUCUUGGUUCCUGGGUUUGUCCUAUGAUUGCACUUGUACCCUGGUCUAAUACAGCGCACAAAAAAAACAGACUAGUUGUUAGUGUAGCUUAUAAUUCCUAUUCCCGAUUCUACGUCAUAAUUUUGGCUCUUAUUCUUGAAUUUGAAACAACGUGCAUCUGAGUCUAUGCUGGUUGCAGUGGGUUGUUUAGGUGGUGUUGGUCGGAGAUAACGCGCUCUGUGGCAAAGGAGCUAGCCUGUAGGGCGGGAAUAAGGUAUAGCAGCGGUGGAGAUGGUGGCUCGACCGCAGUAAGUCUUGCUGGAUUAGGGGCGAGAAUGAAUUUAGUUGGCUGAU
Messenger RNA from Chara braunii, 2056 nucleotides. Lineage: Eukaryota; Viridiplantae; Streptophyta; Charophyceae; Charales; Characeae. The record is from the annotation of a GenBank genome assembly.